GGUGCGAGGCGGCGGCGGGGCGGGUGUCACUGGGGCCGGCGGCGAGGUGCGGGCGGCAUGGCGGGCGCGCUGGUGCGGAAGGCCGCGGACUAUGUCCGGAGCAAGGACUUCCGGGACUAUCUCAUGAGCACUCACUUCUGGGGUCCGGUCGCCAACUGGGGCCUCCCCAUCGCCGCCAUCAAUGACAUGAAGAAGUCCCCAGAGAUCAUCAGCGGGAGGAUGACCUUCGCCCUCUGCUGUUACUCCCUGACCUUCAUGAGGUUCGCCUACAAGGUCCAGCCUCGGAACUGGCUCCUCUUCGCCUGUCACGCCACCAAUGAAGUGGCCCAGCUGGUGCAGGCCGGCCGGCUGAUCCGAUACGAGAUGACGAAGAAGGCCGCAUAACGGAGGACGGGGCAGCGCGGGCCCUCGGAGCGGAGUGGGAAGUCUUUGCCAAGGAGAAUGCUCUGAGCGCUAUUUUUACUAACCAGACUGUUUUUAUAGAAAUAGCCGAGAGUCCCCGCCCGACCCUCUCGGCUGCCUUACGAGUGCGGGACUCCCGCGUCUCUCCUCAGAGUAGCUCCUGUCCUCAGCCACUGCAGGAACCCCACGAGGGCCGCGUCCGCGGCAGCCCCCGGAAGAGAGAACAAAAUGUGUCACGUUUAGCACUUACAGUCUCAGAGUCCCCGACCUCGCGUGACCUUGAGGCUGGCCUUGCACGGCCCGUGCCGGUGUCCAGACAGUGCCUGCCACUCCCCCAGUGUGCGCAUUGCCGCCUAUGAUUUAAAGGCAAUAAAUAGCUCAGAUGUCGGUUAGAAGA
Molecule: messenger RNA, 799 nt
Organism: Erinaceus europaeus (western European hedgehog)
Lineage: Eukaryota; Metazoa; Chordata; Mammalia; Eulipotyphla; Erinaceidae
Gene: MPC1
Product: mitochondrial pyruvate carrier 1
Exons: 5
Coding region: 58-384 (108 amino acids)
Biological process (GO): pyruvate import into mitochondria
Cellular component (GO): mitochondrial inner membrane
Source: RefSeq, a predicted model, not a curated record